Messenger RNA from Achroia grisella, 2089 nucleotides. It is a transcript of the gene Vlg, whose product is annotated as ATP-dependent RNA helicase vasa. The record is from RefSeq and is a predicted model, not a curated record. The coding region runs from base 80 to 1897 and encodes 605 amino acids. The transcript has 14 exons. Gene Ontology annotation, biological process: cell differentiation; gamete generation. Gene Ontology annotation, cellular component: nucleus; P granule. Gene Ontology annotation, molecular function: ATP binding; RNA binding; RNA helicase activity. NCBI's taxonomy places the organism in Eukaryota, Metazoa, Arthropoda, Insecta, Lepidoptera, Pyralidae.
AUUUAUUUAUGGUACUCUUACUUAUAUACAUUUUUUUCAUUAUUUGAACGCCAUUGUGACAACUCUUUGUUUGGUAAUAAUGGAUGAAUGGGAUGAUGAUUCAGAGGUGGUUGUACCACCACCGGUCACAUUACACAAUGUGAAUGGUGGCAGUAGUGUAGAUGGGGGCCGCAUUUUCUCCAGAGGCCGUGGAUUUACAUCAUUUAACAAUAAUGACUCCGACAAGGUCGAGAGUAACGGGUUUGGUGAACGACGCGGGCGCGGCGGACGCGGGGGGCGCGGAGGACGCGGGGGGCGGGGCGGCCGCGGCGGCGCCAGAGACCGCGGGGACUCGGAAACUAAUGGAGAUAGCUAUGAUGACAAAGGCCGUGGAGACAGAGGCGAACGAGGCCGAGGCCGGGGUCGUGGGGGCCGCGAUGGUGGCAGAGGCGGUGGAGGUGAUGAUAACGGCUCCCCUGAGCUUGGCGAAGAUGGAGAACCGAAGAAGGCGCCCGUUACAUACGUCCCACCAGAACCAACCACUGAUGAACAGGAAAUCUUCAGCAGCACCAUUAGCUCGGGCAUUAACUUUGACAAGUUUGAUUGUAUUGCUGUCAAAGUUAGUGGUGAAAACCCACCACGUGCCAUAGAAAGCUUUGAAACAGCGAACUUACGGAAGUAUGUUCUUGAUAAUAUUUUAAAGUCUGGUUACAAGAAGCCAACUCCAAUUCAGAAACACGCCAUACCGAUUAUAAUGACUGGAAGGGAUCUUAUGGGCUGCGCACAAACGGGAUCUGGGAAAACGGCUGCAUUUCUUCUGCCAAUUAUUAAUACUCUUUUACAAGACGCACGAGAGUUGGUAGUUGGACCAAGUGGAUGUGCGCAACCACAGGUCAUAAUAGUAUCCCCAACACGAGAACUAACGCUCCAGAUAUUUAAUGAAGCCAGGAAAUUUUCCUUUGGCUCUGUACUGAAAAUUGCUGUUGCCUAUGGUGGUACUGCAGUACGCCAUCAAGGAGAUACUAUUUCUAAAGGAUGUCACAUUUUGGUCGCCACUCCUGGACGUCUCCACGACUUUGUGGAUCGCAACCGUAUAUCUUUUGAUAGCGUGAGGUUCGUCGUACUGGAUGAAGCAGAUCGUAUGUUGGAUAUGGGCUUCAUGCCUAGCGUUGAGAAGAUGAUGGAACAUCCCACUAUGGUAGCAGUUGAUUCACGACAGACAUUGAUGUUCUCUGCCACAUUCCCUGAAGACAUCCAGCAUUUAGCGGGCAGAUUCCUAAACAACUACCUCUUUGUCGCUGUUGGUAUAGUCGGUGGUGCUAGCGCUGACGUUGAACAAAUUUUCCAUCAAGUCAGCAAGUAUGAAAAACAGAACAUGUUGAAGAAACUCAUUGAGGAAAAUGACGGCAAGCGCAUCCUGGUGUUUGUGGAAACAAAACGUAAUGCAGAUUUCAUUGCUGCAAUGCUAUCUGAGCAGCAGAUGCUUACUUCAUCAAUCCACGGCGACCGCAUGCAGCGUGAACGCGAGGAGGCUUUACACAACUUCAAGAGCGGACGCCAUUUUAUACUAGUCGCUACUGCUGUCGCUGCGCGUGGAUUAGAUAUUAAAAACGUUGACAUCGUGGUAAACUACGAUCUUCCUAAGAGCAUAGACGAGUAUGUGCACAGAAUCGGCAGGACCGGUCGUGUCGGAAAUAGAGGAAAAGCUGUAUCAUUCUAUGAUACUGAUCAAGAUAUUGCACUCGCAGCUGAUUUAGCGAAGAUUUUGCGUCAGGCCGAUCAGCAAGUGCCCGACUAUUUAGAAAGCGGCGGCACCUCUACAUAUAAGAGCAACAAAUAUGGAGGCAGCGAUAUUAGAAAUUUCAAUAAUGAAACUGCACCUGCAAACCAAGGACAGGAACCAGAGGAAGAGUGGUAAAUCUACUUAGACUGAUUACCAUUUGAUAGGACGAUCUAGUGAUUGAUUUACUUGUUUCAAAAUGCAACUAGUGGUGUAGUAUAUCUAUGUAAAUACAUCAAAUGGUGCUUAUGCUACCGUAUUUAUGUGACAUGAUACAUGGAACAAUUAAAAUGUUACUACUACCAUACGAUGGUAAGCCGUCUAAAAUAA